This is a messenger RNA of Aspergillus wentii DTO 134E9, 804 nucleotides long. RefSeq names its product oxidoreductase tpcG (gene tpcG). Bases 1 to 804 code for a protein of 267 amino acids. NCBI's taxonomy places the organism in Eukaryota, Fungi, Ascomycota, Eurotiomycetes, Eurotiales, Aspergillaceae. The record is from RefSeq and is a predicted model, not a curated record. The transcript has a single exon.
AUGCCGACUAUCAGCCUGAUAGGAGCCACCGGUCGAACAGGGAGGGGAGUCCUGCAAAUCCUCCUGACGGAACCAUAUCGCAGCUAUGAUAUUCGCAUCUACGUUCGCUCCAAGGCAAAGCUGCUCUCCAUCUUCCCUGAUCUUGCCUCCUACGCCCGAGUGUCCGUCUUUGAGGGCUCAAUUGCCGAUAUAAACCUCUUCAAACAAUGUCUAUCCAGUGCAGACACCAUCAUCAGCGUUCUGGGAGAGAAUGAAAACAUCGCCGGUCUACACAUCCUCCAAGACGCAGCGACAACUACCGUUUCCGCUCUGCAGGAGCUUUGCACCGAGAAUCCGAAUUACGAAAUUCCUCGACUCGUUCUCCUCUCGUCGGCAACGUGGAACGCAACAUUUGCUGGGGCUCGACCGCGGUUUAUACACUGGUUGAUCAAGACGGCGUUCUGCUAUCCGUAUGCCGAUUUGCUCAAGGCACAGGAGAUCUAUGCCCAACGUCCGGAUCUACUGAGACUGUGUCUGAUACAGCCGCCUGCGAUUGUGGAGGGUGAGUCGUCUGGUCAUAUACUCAGCACCGAGACGGUGACGCUGGUUGUGUCGUAUGGUGAUCUUGCGAGUGGCUUUGUAGAGGUUGCGACAAAAGCAGAGCAUCGUGAUAUCGAAGCUAUCGGGGUAUCUAGUACAUCCAAAGACCAGAAAAAGUAUCUUCUUGAGCUGCAGAUAAGGAUUGUACGGGGAUUUCUAGCGCAGUAUGUUCCUGGUUAUUUUAGCAUCGAGAACAAGGUUUGGGGGCUGUUGGGGUAUGCAUGA